Messenger RNA from Suncus etruscus (white-toothed pygmy shrew), 1730 nucleotides. RefSeq names its product mitochondrial ribosomal protein S5 (gene MRPS5). Gene Ontology annotation, molecular function: RNA binding; structural constituent of ribosome. NCBI's taxonomy places the organism in Eukaryota, Metazoa, Chordata, Mammalia, Eulipotyphla, Soricidae. The record is from RefSeq and is a predicted model, not a curated record. Gene Ontology annotation, biological process: translation. Bases 302 to 1594 code for a protein of 430 amino acids. Gene Ontology annotation, cellular component: ribosome. The transcript is spliced from 12 exons.
AGGAGAUCCGACGCAGAGUUCCGGCGAGUUACGUACAGCGGCAACCAAUAGGAUUCAAGCCUCGACAAGCUCCACCCUUAGGUCCUAACGCGAGGACCCCCCCUGGGGGCUGUCUAUAAUUUUGCCUGACUCAUUCUACUUCUUCCAGGUCUGUACAUGUCCAGUUCCGCAGUCCAACCUGCGCUUCGGCCUUUUGGCUCUGGGAAUGAAGCCUCCGACCGACGUCUGGCGCUCAUUCUGAAACAGUCGCGUCAGGCAGCGCGGCGGGCUGCCCGCUCGAAGUGGCUCGUAGGACCCCAGCAUGGCGGCAACUAGGCAUGCUGCGAGCUGGGUCUCCGCUCUGUGCAGCGCCCAGGCGGGUCGUGUAUGGUCCCGAAAGUUUUGCCUAACUACCUUUCCAGCAUCUUCUAUUUUGGCAUUGAAACCUGUUCUGAACAAUGGACUUUUGUCAUCAUCAGGUACUAGAGGCAACCACCUUCUCUCAUGCGUCACCCGAGCACUGCAGACUCAGUGCUGUAUUACUUCUUCUAGAAACUUGAUGGGCCAGCAGCAUAGAUCCUAUAGUUUCUUCACCAAAUUGACAGCAGAUGAGCUAUGGAAAGGUGCUUUGGCUGAGACUGGUGCUGGAGCAAGAAAAGGAAGAGGCAAAAGAACUAAGAAAAAGAGAAGAAAGGAUUUGAACAGAGGUCAAAUCAUUGGUGAAGGGCGUCAUGGUUUCCUGUGGCCUGGUCUGAAUGUCCCUCUGAUGAGAAAUGGAGCCAUGCAGACCAUUGCCCAGAGAAGCAAGGAAGAGCAGGCGAAGGUGGAAGCUCACAUGGUCCAGUUGAGAGAAGAGUGGGACCGGAAGAGGAAGAUGAAGAUUAAACGGGAGCGAGGAUGGAGUGGAAACCAGUGGGGUGGUGUCAGUCUUGGCCCCCCUGAUCCUGGUCCCAAUGGAGAAACAUACGAGGAUUUUGAUACCAGGAUCCUAGAGGUAAGAAAUGUGUUCAACAUGACUGCGAAAGAAGGAAGAAAGAAAUCUGUUCGGGUCCUGGUUGCUGUGGGGAAUGGCAGAGGAGCAGCAGGUUUUGCCAUUGGGAAAGCCACUGACCGAAUGGAUGCUUUCAGAAAGGCAAAGAACAAAGCAGCUCACUAUUUGCAUUUUAUAGAACGAUAUGAAGAACAUACAAUAUUCCAUGACAUUUCUUUAACAUUUAAACGAACACAUAUCAAGAUGAAGAAGAAACCCAAAGGGUACGGACUCCGCUGCCACCGAGCCAUCAUCACCAUCUGCCGGCUCAUCGGCAUCAAGGACAUGUAUGCCAAAGUCUCCGGCUCAGUCAACAUGCUUAACCUCACCCGGGGCCUCUUCCAUGGCCUGUCCCGCCAGGAAACCCACCAGCAGCUGGCUGAUAAGAAGAGUCUUCAUGUUGUGGAAUUCCGGGAGGAGUGUGGCCCUUUGCCCAUUGUGGUUGCCUCCCCCCGUGGGGCACUGAGGAAGGAUCCGGAGCCAGAAGAUGAUGUUCCAAACAUCAGACUGGACUGGGAAGAUGUGAAGGCUGCACAGAAAAUGAAGCAUUCUGUAUGGUCAGGUUUAAAGAGAGCCGCCACUUGAGCUGCUCGCUGCCCAGUACCCAAGGAGGCAGCGCCUUUCACCUGGGAAUGUUUUUUUUUUUUUUUUUUUUUUUUUUAUGGGAAAGCCCACCUUAGCUUCUUUAUUUACAAUAAUAAAUUAUUAUAGCUUUAAUAUG